AUGGAAUUAGAGAUAAAGUGCACAGAACAGCAACACACCGCGAUCACGAGCGACUUCAGCCCCGACACCCUGCUUGGGAUCAAGGCGGGGCCAGGAUCUGGUAAGACCAGAACGAUCGCGAGCAGAAUUGCGUACCUGCUCAGCGCGCAGUCGCAGAGUGGGAUCCGGCCAGAUAAUCUGCUGGUGCUCAGUCUCACGAACCGCUCGGUCAACGAUCUUCGAGCGCGACUCCGUGCCGUCCUGGGGCCCAUGGCUGCCCAGAUCCCCGUCAUGACGUUUCACUCGUUUGCAGGCAAGGUGGUCGGGUCCAAGUACACUGACUGGAACAUUUUGGACGACGAAGACCUCCGCCGACUCGCCAGACUGGUUGACAUGGGCCGCGGUGCGAGCUCGAUGGCGGAGCUGCGAUCGCACCUGCGCGACGCGCGUCGAUCGACCAGCGACGUCGCUGUGGUGGCACGCAUCAUGGAGAUGUUUGGGUCGACGCAGGUGUUCACGCACGACGACGUGCUGGAGGAGUGUUCCCGCCUGCUGCACUCGCCGCCCAAAUUCGUCGACAACUACAAGGUUGUUUUCGUCGACGAGUUCCAGGAUGUGUAUCCGGCAGUCAUGAACUUGGUGCUUCAGAUCAGCAAGGGACGGCAUCUGACGCUUGCCGGAGACUCCGACCAGUCGAUCUACGGCUUUUUGGGAGCGUCUUUCAAGCAAAACUGGGAAAGACUGACAGAAAGACACCCAAAUCCCAAUAUCGUGCAUCUGAACCAGUCUUUCAGGUCAACGCCCGAGGUGCUGCAGUUUGCGACCGCAGUGCUGGGACACAGCACUCCCGUCCAUCACAGCGUGAAGCCGCCGUGCGGACUGCCUCCUCUGCGUCUCUCUUUUGCGUCUCCGGCCGAGGAACGCGAGUUUAUCUACGACGAAGUUGCACGGCUGGUGGACAUCUCCGAGGGCGCCAUCAAGCCUUCCGACAUUGCUAUUCUGAGCUACACCAACCGCGAGGUCGACUCUGUGCUGAACUACUUCAGCGAAAGGGGCCGGUUUGGACUAUGCAAGCUCAACAGCAACCCUCGCUGGCUACAGAGCCCGUUGUCGUUUUUAAUGCAGUAUGUGCGCGUGCUGCUUGAUCCGCGGGUCAAUUUUCCGCUUCUUUGUUCGCUCUCGACCGUUCCCAACAUCGGAGAGGCGACCCUCCGCAAGACAGUCUCGUUGGCAACCGAGCACGACGUGCCUGUCUACGAAUAUUUGCAUGACUCUGAGUACGAAAAACCGAAAAAACUAGACAUGCUACCGCAUUAUGUGAACUACAUUGCCAAAUGCAGGAGCGAAUUAAACCAGAACGACCCCGACCAGAUCCUGGCUACGCUGCUGAGGAUGGGAAAAGAGCUGGGGUUCGACAAAGUCCUGAGCGCUGACGGAUUCACCAAAGACCAGCUGCUCGAAUACAGACUCCAUUUCGACACGAUCUACAAUACUCUACAACGUGCAAAGGCACAAAAACCACCAGAACACACAGUUCUCUCAUACUUUAUGGAAAAUUACAACAACGAUACGCUGGUGACCAGCAAUAGCAUCAAGACCUCUAACGACAAUGAAGUCAAUUUUUCGACCAUCCACACCGCCAAGGGCCUUGAGUUCCCCAUCGUUUUCAUACUUUCGGGCAACAACUACCGGCUCAACGAUACCCAGCGCAGGGUUCUCUAUGUGGGAAUGACAAGGGCCUCAUCGUUACUCUAUUUCAACAAGCUCAGCAACCAGUUUGUGGAUGGUCUAGACCAUACACCCAGGCCCCUGUUCUCCACACGGGCUCCGAACUGGACGUCCGAGUCCGUUUCGCGGCUGCUUGCCGACUUGGGGCGCCGCCCACUCACCAAAGUGCAUCAACUGGCAUCUAAACUUGCGCACGCGACACUCUAA
Molecule: messenger RNA, 1914 nt
Organism: Ogataea angusta
Lineage: Eukaryota; Fungi; Ascomycota; Pichiomycetes; Pichiales; Pichiaceae
Exons: 1
Coding region: 1-1914 (637 amino acids)
Biological process (GO): recombinational repair
Cellular component (GO): nucleus
Molecular function (GO): ATP binding; 3'-5' DNA helicase activity; hydrolase activity
Source: RefSeq, a predicted model, not a curated record